This is a messenger RNA of Miscanthus lutarioriparius, 339 nucleotides long. The record is from the annotation of a GenBank genome assembly. Lineage: Eukaryota; Viridiplantae; Streptophyta; Magnoliopsida; Poales; Poaceae.
AUGAAAUUGACCAUCGCACGCAGUAAUAUAAUUGUGUUACACACACUGGAGGAGGCCGUGAAGCUGCUGGAAGACCUGGUGUCACGCAUCGAGCCCGUGUCGCGCUCGCGCAGCCACGCCACAAGCCUCGCCCGGAGCAGCGUGGGGUUCGGUGCCGCGGCGGCGGCGCUGCUGUCCAGGGACCGGGAGAAGGGCGUCAAGGCCCUGCACGACGCCGUGGGUGCGGACACCAGACGGUUUGUCCAGUCGCAGGGGCCUGAGUUCCACUUCUUGGUCGCUCAUGUCGUCGAAGCUGUGCAGAAGCAGCAUGGCAACGCCGCCGCAAAUACAAGGUCGUAG